This is a messenger RNA of Rhineura floridana, 3565 nucleotides long. RefSeq names its product GTF2I repeat domain containing 1 (gene GTF2IRD1). Gene Ontology annotation, cellular component: nucleus. The record is from RefSeq and is a predicted model, not a curated record. NCBI's taxonomy places the organism in Eukaryota, Metazoa, Chordata, Lepidosauria, Squamata, Rhineuridae. Bases 574 to 3378 code for a protein of 934 amino acids. Gene Ontology annotation, molecular function: DNA-binding transcription factor activity. The transcript has 27 exons. Gene Ontology annotation, biological process: transcription by RNA polymerase II.
UGAAAUGGAUCCAGAUAAUCGGUCUCAUCCAAGAGUGCCUGGAGCUGGGAUGCAACCACCCUCUCUAGAACCUUGCCCAGGAAUGGCACAUUUGCUACCGGCCUAUAGUUAUUCAAAUUAUCUGGGUCCAGGGAAGAUUUCUUCAAAAGCGGUCUCACCACCGCCGCCUUAAGGCAGUGCGGGACCACUCCCUCACCUAGUGAGGCAUUGAUCACUUCCCUGGCCCAGCCGGCAGUGCCAUCCCUGCUAGCUUUUAUUAGCCAAGAGGGGCAAGGAUCUAACACAGAAGUGGUUGUACGUACCUGUCCAAGCACCUUGUCAACGUCCUCAAGCUGUACCAAUUGAAACUCAUCCAACAAAAUAUGACCAGACUGUGCUCCGGAGACCUCAGUUGAUUCCACUGCUAUAACUUUGGAGUCUAAGUCCUGACGAAUGCAAGAGAUUUUAUUCUGGAAGUGCUUUGCAGAUUCGUCACAUCGAGCUUUAGAAGAUUCCAUCACGUCCUUAGGGCCAGAAUGUAAAAGCCCUCUGACAGUAUGAAACAGCUCCGCCGGACUGGAGAUAGAGGCGACGAUGGCACUGUUGGGAAAGCUGUCGGAUGGGCCGCCAAACAACUCCAGGCCUGACCAGUGGCACUUAGUCUUCUCUCAAAAAGAUGAAGUCAUCACUAGCUUAGUAUCUGCCUUAGAUUCUAUGUGUUCAGCACUUUCUAAACUCAAUGCUGAAGUUGCCUGCAUUGCGGUCCAUGAUGAAAAUACCUUUGUCGUUGGCACAGAAAAGGGGAGAAUCUUCAUGAAUGCCAGGAAAGAGGUCCAGACCGAUUUCAAGAAGUUCUGCAGAGUCCAGCAGAAGAAAGAUCUGGAUGGACAGAAGAAGGCCAAGGAUUUUGGCCGGACAAUUCCCCGGAUCUCCCCGGGUCAGGGAUCUGACGUUUACCUCCUCAGGAAGAUGGUGGAAGAAGUAUUCGACGUGCUUUACAGUGAGGCCUUAGGGAAGAGCAGUGUGGUGCCACUGCCGUAUGAGAAGUUCUUGAAAGAGCCUGGUUCUCUGAUGGUCGCUGGGUUGCCUGACGGGCUCACCUUCAGGAGGCCCACUGAGUAUGAUGCAAAAUCUCUGAUGGCCAUUUUAGAGCACAGCCACAGCAUGUGCUUCAGGCUAAAAAGGCCGCCCGAGGACUCCGUCAGGGAAGCCAACCCUCCCGUGAACUGUCCUGCUGUAAUAUCAAAGGGUAAUCGGGAGCUGGGCCUAAACAAUGGGCAUGCUAAACUGGCCAAUCAAGAUGCUGUUCCUGGGGUUACCACAAACAACUUCCUGUAUGGGGUGUCGCUCCCCACUCAGAUCGCCAUGGAGAUAAAGCAGGAGGGUCCCGUUGGCCGGCACGGGAUGGGUGCAGCCAGCGAGAUACUGAGGCCCCGGCCGUCAGGAGAAGCGAAGGUGCCCUCGCCACAGGAAUUUGGUGACUGCUGUGGACAGAAAACUGCCCUCCCCAGUGGUCCACUCAUCCAGAAUGUCCACUCCUCCAAACGCAUCCUCUUCUCCAUCGUUCAUGACAAAUCAGAUAAAUGGGAUGGCUUCAUCAAAGAAACAGAAGAUAUCAACACCCUGCGGGAAUGUGUGCAAAUUCUGUUCAACAGCCGAUAUGCUGAAGCUUUGGGGCUGGAUCACAUGGUUCCUGUCCCGUACCGGAAAAUUGCUUGCGACCCGGAAGCAGUAGAAAUCAUCGGCAUUCCUGACAAGAUUCCGUUCAAGAGGCCCUGCACAUAUGGAGUCCCCAAGCUCAAGCGAAUAUUGGAGGAGAGGCACAACAUCCACUUUGUGAUCAAAAGGAUGUUUGACGAAAGAAUUUUUACAGGAAGUAAAUUUACCAAAGAUACAACCAAGAUAGAACCGUCCAGCCCUUCUGGGGAAAUCUCACCUGAUCCACAUAGAAUGGCGUUUCUUGACCUAGCAGGAACUUCACAGGCCAAUCACAGGUCUGAAAAAUGCCCCAUUUCUGGAGAGUGUGAACCAGGUACUUCGGGAGAACUUGGAGGAAUAAAACGCAUCAAAAUGGAACCGGAUGAAGUGGAUAUCAUCCAAAUCACCGUUUCAGAUAAAGGCCCCAGCAAUGAUUUGCAACAUAAUGAGAAGCUGAUGGAGGGCAAAGAUGGCGCAGGUGACGUUUUAAGUCACUUGAGGAAACAAGUCGAAAUUUUGUUCAACGCAAGAUACGCUAAAGCCAUAGGAAUUUCCGAGCCUGUCAAAGUCCCAUAUUCCAAAUUCCUGAUGUACCCAGAAGACCUCUUUGUCGUGGGCUUACCAGACGGAAUCUUGCUCAGACGCCCAAACUGCUUUGGGAUUGCAAAACUGAAAAAGAUUCUUCAGGCAAGCAGCAGCAUCCGGUUUGUUAUCAAGAAACCAGAACUGCUCACUGAAGGAGUGAAGGAGACAUCUUCUGACAGCCCAGGAACAAUAGCCAGUGAGAGAGACUCCAGCGAACGUCUUGUAGAGGAACCUGUGAAAAGGUCAGGAUUUCAAGAAAAUUAUGACACUCGGCUUUCGAGAAUAGAUAUCGCGAACACGCUAAGGGAACAGGUUCAAGAUCUGUUCAACAAAAAAUAUGGCGAGGCUUUGGGCAUCAAGUACCCGGUCCAAGUGCCGUACAAGCGCAUCAAAAGCAACCCAGGCUCCGUGAUCAUCGAAGGGCUGCCCCCGGGAAUCCCCUUCCGGAAACCCUGCACCUUCGGCUCCCAGAACCUGGAGAGGAUACUAGCCGUGGCAGAGAAGAUCAAGUUCACGGUAACCAGGCCUUUCCAAGGACUCAUUCCUAAGCCUGCCCCUAGACGGAUAUCUACCUUGGAAAAAGCUUACGCUGCUUUAAACGAUGAGGACGAUGCAAACAGAUUGGGGGAGAAGGUAAUCCUUCGAGAGCAAGUGAAGGAACUCUUCAAUGAGAAAUAUGGAGAGGCUUUGGGCCUGAACCGACCAGUCCUGGUGCCGUACAAAUUGAUCAGGGAUACUCCCGAUGCCAUUGAAGUGACCGGUUUGCCAGACGACAUCCCCUUUCGGAACCCCAACACCUACGACAUCCACCGGCUGGAGAAGAUCCUCAAAGCACGAGACCAUAUCCGGAUGACAGUUACCAACCAGCUCCAACCAUUUGCAGAUGUGGGUUCUGAGGCAAAACAGCCAGAAAAUGACAGCACCAUUCCUAAACGGAAGCGGAAGAGGAUCUCAGAAGGGAAUUCGGUAUCUUCCUCCUCCUCGUCAUCCUCCUCCUCCUCUUCAAAUCUGGAGUCAACGCCGUCAACCAAUCAGAUCUCACUUGUGCAAUGGCCCAUGUACAUGUUGGACUAUGGCGGUCUCAACGUUCAGAUCCCAGGACCUAUGAAUUAUUGAGACCUCAGCUGCUGAAUCAGAACCUCAGACACAAAAAAAUCACUGACGAUGUGUAAUUUUUUUGUACAAAGUGUAUAUUCCAAUAUGUAUCGAUGCCUUUUAGUUUUUCCAAUGAUUUUUACACUAUAUUCCUGCCGCCAGGGCCUUUUUGAAUAAAAAAAGAAAGAAAGUGUUGCCUUGCUCUUAA